This is a messenger RNA of Brenthis ino (lesser marbled fritillary), 885 nucleotides long. The record is from the annotation of a GenBank genome assembly. Lineage: Eukaryota; Metazoa; Arthropoda; Insecta; Lepidoptera; Nymphalidae.
AUGCAGUGGCGGGGGGGUAGGGCGCGGGGCGGGGCAGUGCAGCGGCGGCGGGGCAAUCAGUCGCAUCGUGACCGCGCGUCGCGCUGCGUGUGCGUUUGUUCUAUGCGCGCCGUACACCCGGCUCCGAACACGGACGAGCACGAGAUGGUCUCCGUGGGCGCGUGGAGGCGUCGCACGCCCGACGAAUGCGAGGAGCGCUCCGAGCCCGGCGCCUCCAGCUCGGCCGUGCCGCGCGCGCCGCCCAACUGCGCGAGAUGCCGCAACCACCGUCUCAAGAUAGAGUUGAAGGGCCACAAACGCUACUGCAAGUACCGAUAUUGCACCUGCGAGAAAUGUCGCCUCACAGCGGAUAGACAGCGGGUCAUGGCGUUGCAAACCGCUCUCCGAAGGGCCCAAGCGCAGGAUGAGGCUAGAGCCCGCGCUAUAGAGUCAGGAUCCCAACCCCCUGGAGUGGAACUGGACCGACCAGAGCCUCCGUUGGUAAAGGCACCGCGAAGCCCGGUGAUUCCUCCGGCACCCUCCAGGUCUCUGGGUUCGCCUAGCUGUGACUCUAUCCCGGGAUCGCCCGGAGUGUCUCCAUAUGCGCCACCACCGCCUUCGGCGCCCCCGCAGCCGGCCAUGCCGCCUCUAUUGCCGCCGCAACAGCCCGCGGUAUCACUAGAGUCUUUAGUGGAAAAUUGUCAUAAGCUGUUAGAAAAGUUUCACUAUUCGUGGGAAAUGAUGCCCCUCGUGCUCGUCAUCCUAAAUUACGCGGGGAGUGAUUUGGAAGAGGCGUCUCGGAAGAUAGACGAAGGAAAGAUGAUAAUCAACGAGUACGCGAGGAAGCACAAUUUAAACAUCUUUGACGGUCACGAACUGCGGAACUCGACUCGCCAGUACGGACUU